Messenger RNA from Ornithorhynchus anatinus (platypus), 1370 nucleotides. RefSeq names its product chromosome 14 C12orf75 homolog (gene C14H12orf75). The record is from RefSeq and is a predicted model, not a curated record. The transcript is spliced from 6 exons. NCBI's taxonomy places the organism in Eukaryota, Metazoa, Chordata, Mammalia, Monotremata, Ornithorhynchidae. The coding region runs from base 79 to 270 and encodes 63 amino acids.
GCCCGGCCCCCGGGAGCUGCGGCGGGGAGCGUCCGGUCCCGCGCCUCGCCGCGCCUCGCAGGCGGCCAGACCGGAGACAUGGGCUGCGGGAACUCCACCGCCACCGGAGCCGCCACCGCCAGGGGUCCUUCUGGGGCAGCAAAAAAUGUAACAGAAGAAUCAAUAACAGAAGAUGACAAGAGGAGGAACUAUGGAGGUGUAUAUGUUGGUCUGCCAUCUGAUGCUGUCACUAUGGUUUCCAGUCAAACAAAGGCUGCACAGAAAGAUUAGAAAGUAGCAUCAUUUUUCAAUGACAGCUUGCUCAUCGAAAUUGGGGGAUCGCUGAGCCCUACCUGAGAUUUUAAAGGAAACAGACAUUUCCAGGGAAGUUCUGAUGACCCAAAACCAUAAAUGUUGUCAGUUACAAUUACGGGUAAACGUUUAGUGUUGCAGUUGUAGAAAGAAUCAGUUGGACAGUGAUAUUCACACAAUGGAGCCUCUUGGGUUUGUCCCAGGCAAGGCAAGCUAAUAAACGGACAGUAACUGUGGUCCCUGCUGCACAAGAAGAUCUGCCAUGCUUUUCUGCCACAUCCUCACCUCGGCCAUACGAUGGAUUUCAUGAAUUACAGUGCAAAUAUUUUCACCAACAACACUUUUUGAUAGUUUUAUAUAAUAAACUCUGAAUUGUUUUAUUUACAAAUUCCAGUGACAAGACACUGUAAGCAAAUUAUUUAAGGGAAAAUUAUAUAUUUAAUGUGUGUAAUCUUUUUAGUACUCUUACUGCAAAUUGAACUUGUUUUUUUUUUGCUGUGGAAACUUUAAAUAUGAUCAGAUAAGCAUAAAAGUAUUACAGACCUGCAGCCAUUGCCUUCAUUUUUUAAAGUCAAUUGUAUCUGGUUUUCAUCUUUGUUAAAAUAUGUGAUUGCUCCAGGAAAUUCCCUUAUUAGGAAGAGUGUUUCAUUGCAGUAUUUCUCAGUAAAGUCCUUUUUCUUUGCAUGGUAUUUCAACAGUUCUUUUUAACAUUCUACUUUCUUUUUACAAUGGUUUUUGUCACCAUGCCUACUUCAUAACUAAUCGUAUUGGGGCUUGCAUCCCAUCUCACAUAUAGAAUAGCGAUCUUAGAAAAGAAAAGCAGUCACAUUUCAAUUUAUGAAGUAGGUGGUGGUGAAUAGUCUACUACUCUGAAGAACCGAUGUUAAGGAAAAGAGAUCAGCUUAGUGUAGUGCUCUGCACAAAGUAAGCACUCAGAUACCUUUGAUUACCUGACUGUGAUCAGGGGACAGUUCUUUGUUGGAUGCCGACUGUGAGUUUCCCUUCUAAAUACCACAAUGUAUGUUAGUACACUAUUUGCAAAUGUAUUUAGAUGAAUAAAACAUUUUUAUUCCUCUUUA